Acomys russatus (golden spiny mouse) is the source of this 1917-nucleotide messenger RNA. It is a transcript of the gene Reeld1, whose product is annotated as reeler domain containing 1. Gene Ontology annotation, molecular function: oxidoreductase activity, acting on metal ions. The record is from RefSeq and is a predicted model, not a curated record. Lineage: Eukaryota; Metazoa; Chordata; Mammalia; Rodentia; Muridae.
AUGUCUGAAGACCUCGCGUCAUUUUCUUCAGGACAGGAACUGAGGCCAAUGUUUGUCACAUUUCAGAAAAGCAGAGGAUGAGAACCCUAGCUGUCCUUGCAAGCUGGGCUUAUGCCACUCUGUUCCUGGCUUCCUGCUCAGCUGCCUUUUCUCAUGGUGCCAGCACCCAGGCCUGUGAAGACAUGGGGCCCAGGCACACACAAAGCCAGCCCAAGCACCCUGGCACCCACCACAUCACUAUCCAUACCAGCAGUUCUUCCUACUUGCCAGGAGACAAGAUUCCAGUGUCUGUGAGAAGCAGUCGACACUUCAUGGGGUUCCUGCUGCAAGCACGCACAGUGGCUGAUCACCAGAUAGCUGGCACCUUUGUCUUCACUCCUCGCCAUUCUAAACUGAUGGCUUGUUUUGAAGAGGCAGACACUGUCACUCACUCUGACAAGUCCCCAAAGAGGAAGCUCUUGUUCAUGUGGAAAGCCCCUGGCCAUGCUGUGGGGGACAUCAGAUUCCUUCUGUCGGUCGUCGAGUCAUAUUUUGUUUACUGGACCAGGAUUGAAUCAUCGGCUGUGUCUCAGCAGACACGUAGUGGAGGCCUGUCACAAGCACCAAGCCCUCGGCAGAGGCCAGAUGCUGCCGAAGGGGCUGCCCCAGGAGCUGAAGAUGACAGCAUCCUGGACACUGCUCUGUCCAGCAUUAGGGUGACAAAGUUACCUGGAGGUUCAGAGAGUCUGUCUCAGCCACUGUCACACGCAUCUACUGUGAGCAGCAAUGGCCAGCAACCUAGCGGAGAGAGCAGCUCAACCCUUCGUUCAUUCCUGGGUGUCCCUAAGGUGGAGAGGCUUGUGACCGCCAGAAAAGGCUCCAUAGACAGCUUUGUUUCCAUCUCGGGCACCCAACACAGGAGCCAGGCCGACUCAGCAAGGGCCUCGGAUUGCUCCUCAUACGAGUCUAAGCACAGGGAACACAGAGUAAAGGAUGCAGCUACGGAGCGUGUUAUGGGAUGCCUUAGCAAGACGGACCGAAGGCCUGAGGUGAAGCCGGAGGAAGCCAGUGCCCCUCCGGAGCCCCAGCUCAGCACUCUGCAGCUGGGAAUGCUGAUCUGCCUGCCCACCAUCCUGGGUGUGGCCCUGGCUGCUGGACUCCACCGGCUGCUGCAUACUCAGUAUUGCCACAAGGCGACAGAGAGGGCCUUCAGUGAACCCACUACAGAUGCUGUUGCCAGGGGGCGGGGCCACCGUGACAAUGGGGAGGCUGUGCAUGCCAGGAGGACAGGUGAUAACUGAACCUGUCUUUCUGCAGGGGACAAGAACACUGUCCUCUGAAGAGACUCGUGGACAGGGACCCUCAGUGGCUCCACAGAGUGUCUCAGUCAAAACCAAGCUAAUAGGAAUUCCUGAUGAGGCCCAGGCCCCACUGCGCCUGCUGUCAUUGUGCAGUGAGUGCAGGAAGCAGCAAAAGGGCAGAUUUAUCAACAGAGGGAUUUCUUCUCCAGCUUUGUUGUCUUAAUGUCUGUAAUUUCGCUUCUUUUUUUCCCCCCCUCCUUCUUGCAAUUAGACGUUCUGUUUGAAGAGUUAAGCUCAACACAAUGAAUAUUGUAUAACCUGCUCAUUAGCUAGACUCCUGUGGCCAGGACGUUUCCUCUGUUGCCUUAAGGGGCCUGCAGAAACAGGCACUCUGUCCUCUCUACCAGCCCGGCCUCCUCUUCUCCAACCCUUUGAAAAACGUUGCGUUGGGGAUUGGCUUUUGUGAGGAAGAGCCACCCUCCUCCCUGCGCCUUUCUCAACCACCCAAAGAGGAGUUUGCUUUUCAAAGCCGGAGUGCCAAAACUAGCUGGAGGUCUGACACAGUGGAGCAGGUGUCGGUGAGGGCAGUCUGUCUGCCUGCAAGCCGAGGAUCCUGGGAAAUCACCAUGGGGAACAC